Messenger RNA from Akanthomyces muscarius, 1257 nucleotides. RefSeq lists its product as uncharacterized. The record is from RefSeq and is a predicted model, not a curated record. Bases 1 to 1257 code for a protein of 418 amino acids. Lineage: Eukaryota; Fungi; Ascomycota; Sordariomycetes; Hypocreales; Cordycipitaceae. The transcript has 3 exons.
AUGGAAACCAGUACUCUCAAGGAAAAAGAUGUACGGGCUUCGGUCAAAAUCAGUCGCCGAGAUCUUGAGUCUCGCUUCGAAGACGAGAAAUUGUGCUACCAAUUGAGCUACCACUCUGUUGGUUGUUCUGACAAUCGGCCUGAUGAUUCGGAUGCUUCAUUCUGCCGCUAUGAGGCUCCAGAGAUUGCGGAACAUUGUCAAGUCAAUGGCUACAAGUCCAGGCUGGCAUUGGCUCAAGCUAUCCCGCAUGAUGGCAUGAUUGCGCUCCCAUUCAACUUCUUCUACUCCGCUGCAAGCGGUUGGAAAGAGUAUUGGAAGGCCAUAGAAGAGGGCCAAAGCAGCCAGGGAGUCGCUGAGCUAUGGUCAAUUGUCUAUGCUCUCGAAAAAAUUGAAGCCGAGUGGCGAGGGUUCAAUAAGUAUAUCGACAGUCUGCUAGUCGAGAAUUUCAUGAACCCCAGGACUUAUAGCAAGCUUUUGUUCGACGAUGCGUCAUUCAGCCGGUCGAGGCUCUACUUUUGGAUCCUGGGUUGUCUCAACGAGUUUGAUGUUGUCAUCGAAGAUAACAUCAAGCAGUGGACACUUUAUAGGCAAGCCCGGGUUGAUAAGCUACUGAAACGGUUCGCCAGACCCGCUACUGCUUUUUCAUCGGAGAAGUCGCCCGAAACACCUCCUGGAAAGGCUCAUGGGAGCUUGCCAACCCGACGUGACCCAGACAAGGAACUCAAAGAAUUCCGAGAGCUCGCCAGAAAGGCCGAAGAUAUUCGACAAAGCUUGGAAGACUCGCGAGCCCAUUCAAAGCAAAGUACAAGCAUUGCGCGAUGGCCUUUUCAACGCCAGUGCCCUUAUGGAGAGCAGAUCCUCCACGCGUCUGGGCAUGAAUGUACAGCUCCUUACGUACGUGAGCAUAUUCUACCUCCCGUUGGCUUUUUGUGCGGCGCUCUGGGCGAUUCCAAACAUCACCGACAACAACACGCGGAGUCCUUCAUUGUCACUGCUGUGCUCGUGGGCUUUAGUACGUACGCGAUUGUCUUCAAUCUCGAAAACAUCGCUCGGCUUUUUGGAAAAGUGUUUUUCGGUCGCAGAUCCCGACUGUUGCAAGACAUGAAAAAGGAUCCUAAAUUCAUGUGGCGGCAGAAGCGAUGGCAAUUCGAAGAAUUUCCUUCAAAUGAGGGUCUAACAAGGCCUUCUGAGUGGUGGCUUCUUUGGUAUCAGAUUGUCAGGCUGGUUCGAUGGAAGAGCCUCGACGAUGACGAAUAA